Messenger RNA from Carlito syrichta (Philippine tarsier), 1488 nucleotides. Its product is annotated as beta-taxilin-like. NCBI's taxonomy places the organism in Eukaryota, Metazoa, Chordata, Mammalia, Primates, Tarsiidae. The record is from RefSeq and is a predicted model, not a curated record. The transcript is spliced from 7 exons. Gene Ontology annotation, molecular function: syntaxin binding. The coding region runs from base 1 to 1488 and encodes 495 amino acids.
AUGCACUUUCUUAGUCAUACUAGUGAAAUAGGUUAUGUAUAUCUGAAGCCAAAAAUCUGUGUGCGAGGAGCUUUGGAAGAUAUAGAAAGAAAAUGUGUAACCAGCAUAACAAAAUAUUUUGCUUUUUAUCCGCAGGAGGAGACACUUCAGCGGGCACGCGAGGAAGAAGAGAAAAGGAAGGAGAUCACGAGUCAUUUUCAGAGCACCCUGACAGACAUCCAGGCACAAAUUGAGCAGCAGAGUGAGCGAAAUAUGAAGCUCUGUCAGGAGAACACAGAGCUUGCAGAGAAACUGAAAAGCAUCAUCGAUCAGUAUGAGCUCAGAGAGGAGCAUCUGGACAAAAUAUUUAAGCACAGAGAACUGCAGCAGAAGCUGGUGGAUGCAAAGCUCGAGCAGGCACAAGAAAUGAUGAAAGAAGCGGAGGAGCAACACAAGCGGGAAAAGGAAUAUUUGCUGAACCAGGCGGCAGAAUGGAAACUCCAGGCCAAAGUGCUGAAGGAACAGGAGACAGUGCUGCAGGCUCAGCUUACUCUCUACUCAGGAAGGUUUGAAGAGUUCCAGAGCACACUCACAAAAAGCAAUGAGGUGUUUGCCGCUUUCAAACAGGAAAUGGAUAAAACGACUAAGAAAAUGAAGAAGCUGGAAAAGGACACAGCCACGUGGAAGGCGCGGUUUGAGAACUGUAACAAAGCUCUGUUGGACAUGAUCGAAGAGAAAGCGCUGAGAGCGAAAGAAUAUGAGUGCUUCGUGAUGAAAAUUGGGAGGCUGGAGAACCUCUGUCGUGCUUUACAAGAAGAGAGAAAUGAACUAUACAAAAAAAUCAGAGAAGCGAAAAUGGCUGAAAAGGAUGACCAAAGUCAGCACACCUCGGAUGAAGAGCCAGAGUCAAAUGUCUCUGAGGAUAAAGAGAUUGAUGCAGAAGAGGUCAAUAGUGUUCAAAAAGCUGUGGAAGAUCUGGCCACAGCCUUCAUGGUAAUUCAUCAUCCAGAGUCAACUCCACACCAGUCCAAAGAGACUGAACCAGGAUUCAGCAGUCCUCAUGGGAGUGGUGACACCACCCUUCAAGAGCCAGGGCAAACCCCUCUAAUCCCUUCAGGGGAUUCAGAGAGUCCCCUACCUUUCCUAACUCCUCAGGCUGAAGCUGAAGGAGGCAAUGAGGCCCAACCUCCCUCCAAGGCCAGUAACCCCCCUGCUGGGUCCGCAGCAGAAGCCCAAUGCCAGGGUCUCCUUGCUGGAGCACCAGCUGAUCAGCAGCCCCAGAAGCCAGAGGCCAGUCAAACCCCACAGCCCCCAACCGAGGCCUCCCUACAGGCCAUAGAGGCAAAUGGUACUGCUCCACCAUCCCCUGCAGGUGAGCAAGUUCCAGCUGGAGUGCCUGGAUGUGAGUCCAGUAGGCAGCACCCACCAGCAGGAGAGAGGCCAGUCAAGGCCUCGGCUGGGUCCCCGCUGCCCAAGGGGGCUGACACCAAUCUGGAGGGCGUAGACUAA